AGGCUCAGCUGGGACGAGGCAGGAUGCGACCCAACCUGGCGCUGAUCUACUUCAUCUUCGGGGGGAUCCUGCCCGGCGCCACAUCUAGGAGGAAGCAGAUGGAGCCCGGGCCAUGUGAGCUGCCCCGAUCGCAGGGAGAGCUAAACUCCUUCUUGUGGACCAUUCGACGGGACCCCCCGGCCUACCUGUUUGGCACCAUCCACGUGCCCUACACGCGGGUGUGGGACUUCAUCCCUGAGAACUCCAAGGCAGCGUUCCAGGCCAGCUCCAGCGUGUACUUCGAACUGGACCUCACUGAUCCCUACACCAUCUCAGGCCUGGCCAGCUGCCAGAUGCUGCCCCACGGCGAGAACCUGCAGGACGUGCUGCCCCGGGAGCUCUACCGCCGCCUCAAGCGGCACUUGGAGUACGUCAAGCUGAUGCUGCCACACUGGGUGACCCCAGACCAGCGGGGCAAGGGGCUGUACGCUGACUACCUCUUCAAUGCCAUCGCCGGCAACUGGGAGCGCAAGAGGCCCGUCUGGGUGAUGCUGAUGGUCAACUCCCUGACUGAGACGGACAUCCGCUCCCGAGGGGUGCCUGUGCUAGACCUCUACCUGGCCCAGGAGGCCGAGCGGAUGAAGAAGAGGACAGGGGCUGUGGAGAGGGUGGAAGAGCAGUGCCACCCACUGAAUGGGCUCAACUUCUCCCAGGUGCUGUUUGCUUUGAACCAAACCUUGCUACAACAUGAAAGUCUACGAGCCGGCAGCUUGCAGGCCCCAUACACUACUGAAGAUCUCAUCAAGCAUUAUAACUGUGGAGACCUGAACACUGUCAUAUUCAAUCAUGAUACUUCUCAGCUCCCUAACUUCAUCAACACAACGCUCCCUCCACAUGAGCAAGUGACGGCUCAGGAGAUAGACAGCUACUUCCGACAGGAGCUCAUUUACAAGAGGAACGAGAGGAUGGGGAAAAGAGUGAUGGCCCUUUUAAAGCAGAACACAGACAAGAGCUUCUUCUUUGCCUUUGGAGCAGGUAUGGAACAAAAUACCCUUGUUUGUUUGCUUAUGUGGACAAUGUAA
Messenger RNA from Terrapene triunguis (Three-toed box turtle), 1061 nucleotides. Its product is annotated as metalloprotease TIKI2. Bases 24 to 1061 code for a protein of 345 amino acids. The transcript is spliced from 4 exons. Gene Ontology annotation, biological process: negative regulation of Wnt signaling pathway. Gene Ontology annotation, cellular component: organelle membrane. Lineage: Eukaryota; Metazoa; Chordata; Testudines; Emydidae. The record is from RefSeq and is a predicted model, not a curated record. Gene Ontology annotation, molecular function: Wnt-protein binding; metalloendopeptidase activity.